Molecule: messenger RNA, 2660 nt
Organism: Lepisosteus oculatus (spotted gar)
Lineage: Eukaryota; Metazoa; Chordata; Actinopteri; Semionotiformes; Lepisosteidae
Source: RefSeq, a predicted model, not a curated record
GCGGAGCGGCGGCCAGCGGGCGGGGCCGCGGGAGAGGGGGGUCGGGUCGCUCCUGUGUGCGCCGGCCCGGCAGCCGGAGCCCCGUUAUCUCAUUGAUAUUCCGCCCGGGUGGGGGAGAGGGGGAGCGGCGAGGGACAUUGUCUGGGAGAGAGAGGGAGGAGGGGACGGCUGAGCUCCGAGGCGCUGGGACUCCGAGAGGAAGCCGUAUCGCCGCCUGGAGAAAGGAGUCGGGAGACUGGAGACCGGGCUCGGCGCUGUGUGGUUUCGGAUGAUGGGCAGGGAAACGCCGGCGGGACGGCCUGCGCGCUGGCGGAGAGACCCCUGAGGGGAUCCGGGUUCGCGGCCGCCAGUCUCACUCGCUCCCCCCGACCGGGCAGACCGAGAGGCCGACCAACACAGCAGCACGAAACAGGAGGACCUCGCCGUGUCCUGUGCCCCUGACGCGCUACACGCACGCUGCUGGAGGAGAUCACAGCAGAGACACGGGUUCGGGUUUGGGGUGACAGGAACUCGGGGUCCCUGCGGAAGUCAGGCAGCCAUGUCUCGCUCGGACGAGGUGAACAAGAUGACGGAAAAUGUUUACAAGGUGAUCCUGGAGCAGUUCAAUCCCAGCCUGAAGAACUUCGUCUCCAUGGGGAAGCAGUAUGAGAAGGCGCUGACAGGGGUCACCGCUGCCGCCAAGGGCUACUUCGACACACUGGUCAAGCUGGGGGAGCUGGCCAGCGACAGCCAGGGGUCGAAAGAGCUGGGUAAGAGGGGUACUGACCAGGCUCUCCCUGCUGGGCUCCAGAGGGCCGUGAGCUGGGUGAGAGUGCCCCCUGAUGGGCUCCAGUGGGCUGGCAGUGACCUGCAGGGUGAUGUGGCUGCUGGCCAGCUAAGCUCUCCAGAUCCUGCCUGCAUCCCCCUGGUCCCUCUGACGCCCCUGAGCCUCUCCUUUGGGAGCACAGCCUGUCCUCUCUGGACAGUCAGGUCUGCCUGUGUCCAAUUUCUCUGGCCAGGCUGUGAUCACUCAGCCUGUCCUCUCUGGACUGUCCAGUUCGUAGAGCUGAUGAGCCGCCGGCAGGGGGAGCUGGACACGCUGGUUGCCGUGGGUUAUCGCUCGGCGCUGACGGAAGAACGGCGCCGUUACUGCUUCCUGGUGGACCGGCAGUGUGCUGUGACCAAGCUGCUGAUUGGCUACCACUGCAGGGUGAGGGAGCUGUUGUCUCAGAAACUGUCGUCGUGGCAGCAGUCCUGUGCCCAGCCCACCCGUCUGCCAGAGAGGGCACUCAACCUGGUUCGACAGACAGCACCCUCCCCCGGGGCUGCUGGGAUAGCAGAGGUCCUCCGUGCCGCCAAGCUGGGUGCCAGCGCAACCCUGGAGCAGAGGCUCUCUGUCCAGGAGGUCCCGCCUCUCCUCAAUGGAGACGCUCAGUUUCGGUCCCGCGCCCCGCCGAGCGCUCAGAAAGAGUCUUCCAAGCAUUCACCAGCCCAGACCGCCCGCCCUCACACCCAACAAGCCCAUCACGGGCCCCAGCUCGGCAACCACAGCUUGACCACUUCACAGCAGCCUCCUCUCCCUUCAUCCGCCCACAGUGUGUCACUCUCCCACAAUCCCCCCGUUUCCUCUUCCUCAUCUGUCAGCCAGAGUCCUCCACCAGCCCACAGUUCCCUGCAGGGCCCACCUGUGCCCCAGAGUGCCCCGCAGAGUCCUCCGCAGUCCCACAGUGCCCCGAUGUCUCGUGCACUCACCCCACUGCCUCCCCCAGAAGGCACCGGUAGUCCUCCUCCUUCCCACAGUCCCCUGCCACCCUCCCGCCCAUCGGAGCUGUACUCCACCGCCACCCUGCCGUUGCCACGGAGACCAGUCAGCGAGGCGCGCCUGGGAUUCCUGGGGAGCACUCUGCCCCGCGUGCUGCCCCUGUCCGCACCCGCGCGCGUGGAGGCGCUGUUCCCCCACUCGCCUCAGGGGGGCGCCGGCGAGGCCGCCGCCGGGGGGGCCUGUCUGCUGCACUUCCUGGCCGGAGACACGCUGACCCUACUCAUCUCUGAGCCCCGCGAGGGCUGGCACUACGGGCAGAACGAGAGGACUGGCCGGAAAGGCUGGUUUCCUUUCUCGUACACUCAGCCCUGCGAGAAUUCACCUGAUCAGCCCGACACCAGCUCUCCUCCUCUCUCCAAGCUCAGCAGCACCAGUACCGGCAGCCUGCACACGCUGGGCUUGGGUCCGAGCCGCUGGGCCGCUGAGCCGGGCGAUGAGCGCUGCCCUGUGAGCUCCUUCCACCCCCGACCCCGGCCCUGCAGCAUGGUGAACCCCGACACCUGCACGGUCAGACACCCCUCUCUCUCUCAGUGCAGUGUUCAUGUACUGGAGUGUCCAGUCAGUUGCCUGACGCCUUCCUGCUCCCUCUCUCCCAGGACCAACCCCUUCGCUCACGUCCGGCUCCGGAAAACAGUGACCAACGACCGCUCAGCCCCGCUGAUCCAGUAGGAAUCUGGACCGGGACUGGACCAGGACCGGCCCUGCUCGGCCAGAGGUCACUGUCUGAUGAGACCGAGCAAUCUCCCCAGAACUGUGGAGAAACUUUGCACUGGUCUGAGGAACAGAGUGAGUCUGUUCUUUAAAACAGCCAGAUCACCCUGUACUACACUGCACUACACUACACUGCACUACACUACAC